AUGGCUCCUCACCGCAGACGCCACUCUGUCAGCUCCACUGAGAGCAAUGCCUCCGACAGCUCCUCUUCUACCUCCACCUCUACGAAGGAAGUAGCAGCUGCUCAAAGAGUCUUCGCCAGUCGUCAAGCAUUGAUCAAAACUCUUGGUGAGACCAUGAAGGGCUUUACUGAGGAGAUAGGCGACGACUUCGACAAGCAAGAUUGGGAGCUUUACAAGGCUCUCGAGAAGUAUAUUGGCCGCUCCUUCCGGGCAGCUGGUGAAGCAGGCUCCGAAAUCUAUGCAGCAGUCGGAAGAUACUUCAAGAUCCGCUCUAAGCUGCUCAUCGCCGAGGUUGAACACCUUCCGGGACGCCUGAGUGCUAGAGACAGCGCAUCGCACAAGCUGUGGACACAAAAGUGCCGUGCUGAACAACUCCUCCUGCAGAUCUUGAUGGAGAAAGGCGACGAGGAAGAUUUCGAUGUAGCGCUUUGGAUGUUUGAUGAGACCGACUCCGCACUCUAUGAAGUUAUACAGAAGGCCCAAAGUGUGGAGAAAGGUCAUGCCAGCGCGGGUCCAUCGAGACAGACCAAUCGCCAGCGCUCUUCGCGCAAUUAUGCGACCCGUCACCGUCCGGCACAGGAGCGCCUCGAACAUCUGACGGGCUACUUCGACUCACGCUGGCCGCCUAUGGAUCAAGACGCCAUACUUGAAACACCAGAUCUUGUUGGGCGUGAAAGCGCAGCGCCCUACCCAUGGCACAACCUGUACCAACCUGCAACUCCAAGUCAGUACUUGUUCGGCACUCAGCAUCGCCCUGAGCAGCAAAAGAACACCCGCAAGCCCCGCAAGAACUCUGCGAAGUCAAAGCGGACCGCUCGUCCAUCGACUUGUGUCCCAGAAGAAGUCCAUGCAGGCCCAUCGUCAACUUCCCCAAAUUUGCCAUCGACCCCGUCUUACUGUGAGUCCGACGGCGGUGUGCCGCUCACCGACGAAACCGAUCUUGCAUACGGCAGCGAUGGCGACAGUGACUACUUCCCGCGUGCUACCAAGAAGCAAGAGACACGCCGAGAGCCUCGCAAUAAGCAAACCGGCAAGGGCAAAGGCAAGGCGUCAGAUGGCCUGGAGCGACUCGCGCAAGCACUAUCUGGCAGACCUCCCAAGAGAUCAGAAGGCAAGGAGAGACUGACUGAAGCGAUCUCUGGCAGACCUCGUAAGACGCCCAAAGACAAGUUCUCGCGACAGAAGGCAGCCAUGGCGUACCGAUUUGGCGAAGAGAUCGGUCGUGCACUGGUCCGUGACGCGGGGUUGACUUCGGGAGAGGAUGUCUGA
Molecule: messenger RNA, 1308 nt
Organism: Cercospora beticola
Lineage: Eukaryota; Fungi; Ascomycota; Dothideomycetes; Mycosphaerellales; Mycosphaerellaceae
Source: RefSeq, a predicted model, not a curated record